AUGCCUUUCUCACUCUCUAGUAUCAUCGCCUCGGCAACCCUUUUCGGUGCUGCCCUCGCCGCCCCCUCCGAAAUCGUCCAGCGUUCCGCACUCUCCUCCCGAGCCGGCUUCGACUGCAGCAGACUCGCACCUGGCCUCAGCAAGCCCGACUGCGAGCACAUGUCCAAGAUCGGCAUGGCCGGCCAGGGCUUCAACCCCCAGGCCCCCAACGGCCAGAUCUGGAUCGGCAACCAAGGCCCCAACAAGUUCGUCUUUACCAACAAUGCCGCAGGCCCCAUUACCGUGAUUGUUUGGAACCAACCUCCUGGCGACUUCCAGUCGAGCUUCAUGAAUGCCCGCAGGUCGCAGGUGUCCUACUCGCUAGCCAAGCCGGGUCAGAGCGUCACUGUGUCCAUUGCCAACGGCGUGUCCGGUGGCUUCGCCCACCUGAUUAGCCAGAAGACGACCCUUUCGCAAAAUGGGCAGGUCUUCAACACCUGGGGCGAGUUCACCACGGGCGGGACAGAUGCUACCGUCGAUGUCUCCCGUGAAGUCAACAUGAGCGGCAACGCCAUGAGCAUCAAGACGCCCACCUGUUUGUCCGAUAUGAACACGUGCGUUUUUACAUGUAAGAGCGGAAAUACCUGCGGCUUGCUUGAUUCUUAUAACCUCCUAAACUGCGCCCCUGGCAGUCAGGUUGGCGCCAACUUUGGCUUGAACCCGAAGAACCAACCGGAGGGUGGUUGCCGAGGCUUCCCCAAUGGCGGCACUAUCCAGGUCAGCCUGGGCAAAUGAGAGACGGCUCUGAUCCUUUUGUUUUCUGUUUGUCAUUUAUAAAGCGUUUUGUAGGUUCCUUACUUGUUGAGCGUUCUUUAUGUUGGUUUGGCGUUUGAUUGGCUCUUUUGUAUUGGCGUUUUUGGUAGGACUGGGUAAUGUUUCUUUUAUGGAUGCCAGCAGCAUACACUUCAUGCUACGAUUUUGGUGCGCACUCAUUUGGAUACACUCAUUUUAUUUGAAAAGAAUCUUUUUACUC
[Torrubiella] hemipterigena is the source of this 1012-nucleotide messenger RNA. The record is from the annotation of a GenBank genome assembly. Lineage: Eukaryota; Fungi; Ascomycota; Sordariomycetes; Hypocreales; Clavicipitaceae.